AUGGGGGCCCCUGACAUGUCUGUCCAAGGAUCUCUAGGCAAAGAAUGGACAGGCUCUCCUCCCCGUGCAUGCUGGCUCACCCUGGGACAUCCGACACCCCCUCUCCUUGGGAUCUCCCAGCAGCCAGAACCAGGCAUCCAAGGACAGCCCCCAGAUUCCAUAGUAGGACACUGCCCCAGCUCUGUGAUGAGGGGGAGAGGGGCCUCUGGGCCAGAUGGAGGGGCCAGUGUUCCUGUCGCACAGCUGCACAGAGGGGAAGGGGAGGGGGUGAGACAAAUCACUGGGAGGUUUUUGUUCAGGGCUGUGUCACUGUGUAUUAUUGUUUUCGGUGGAGGAACCCGGCUGACCGUCAUUGGUCGUCCCAAGGCAUCCCCCACGGUCACUGCCUUUGCUCCAUCCAAACCUGAGCUAGACACACAAAAGGCCACACUUGUGUGCCUGGUAAAUGGCUUCUACCCAAGCACUCUGGACGUGGCUUGGACCAAGAAUGGCUCCCCUGUGAACGAAGGGGUGAUGACCAGCCCUGCAGUCCGCCAGGGUGACAAGUAUACAGCCAGCAGUUACCUCUCACUCUCUGCUGACCAAUGGCUUUCUGACAGCACUUACAGCUGCAAGGUCACCCAUGAAGGCCAGGUCUUCCAGAAGCAGCUGUCCUCAACCCAGUGCACUUAGAUGCCCACAUGCUCUCUCCCUCAUGUCCCACAAUGGACUUCCCCACCUCUUCCCCCCUGCUCCCCUACUUUCAAUAAAGAUCUUCUCCUUUCUCAUUCAA
This is a messenger RNA of Sarcophilus harrisii (Tasmanian devil), 772 nucleotides long. RefSeq names its product immunoglobulin lambda-like polypeptide 5. NCBI's taxonomy places the organism in Eukaryota, Metazoa, Chordata, Mammalia, Dasyuromorphia, Dasyuridae. Gene Ontology annotation, molecular function: MHC class II protein complex binding. Gene Ontology annotation, biological process: immunoglobulin production involved in immunoglobulin-mediated immune response; peptide antigen assembly with MHC class II protein complex; positive regulation of T cell activation. The record is from RefSeq and is a predicted model, not a curated record. Gene Ontology annotation, cellular component: MHC class II protein complex. The coding region runs from base 1 to 672 and encodes 223 amino acids. The transcript is spliced from 3 exons.